Humulus lupulus (European hop) is the source of this 2007-nucleotide messenger RNA. RefSeq lists its product as uncharacterized. The transcript is spliced from 8 exons. NCBI's taxonomy places the organism in Eukaryota, Viridiplantae, Streptophyta, Magnoliopsida, Rosales, Cannabaceae. Gene Ontology annotation, molecular function: protein binding. The record is from RefSeq and is a predicted model, not a curated record. The coding region runs from base 212 to 1603 and encodes 463 amino acids.
AAAAUUAGUGGAGGAUUAUGCAUAUACCAUGAAAUUUCCCUUGAGUAAUGCAACAGUCUCCCUCGAUUUGAAAUGAAAUAGAACGCUCUUUUCGUCUCUGCUCUGUAUUAAGAGCUUUCCACUUGUACUUCUACUUUCCCAGUGAGAUAUCACAGUUCUGUUGUGAUCAUCGUGAAUCUUAAUCUUCCGAUUGGACGGAGCACAGUCGGAGAUGAUUCCACCAAUGAAUGCGGUCCGUACGAUCUCUCAGGAGGCGUUUGACGAGCUUGUGAAGGAAAACAUGGACGACCUUGGGAUGGACCCAGUUGAGUCCCUCCAGGACGCCAUCGAAACUCUUACUCUCCAGGGAGUCGAUCUCUCAGGGAUUGUCACUUGCGUACCAGGAGAGGGUGGUGUAAAUGAUAAUCCUGUGAUGCAGUGUUUAAAUGAACUGAAAGCUUCUUCCAAGGAUCAAAACUUGGAUGAGAAUUUGGAUUCAGUGGCGGACUCGUUUGAAAAUCUUGCCGAGCUAUGUGGUGUACAAGGAUCUGGAAAUGCAGCAAUAGCCACUAGGAAUGGGGCGGUUGAAUUAAUUUGUUCUCUGUGUUCUAAGAUUCAAAUUGUGCAGGAAAAGGUUCUUGUUUCGGCUUUGAAGGCAAUGGCAUCUGUUCUUCAUGAUCUUCAAAGUACAGAAAUAUUUCGGGCUAGUGGUGGACAGUCAGUUGUGAUGAAUAUCUUGAAUGGUGGUGUCCAAAAUUUAGACAUCUUGAACAGUGGUUUUGCUGUAGUUGCUGCAGCUGCAACUGGUAAUGAGGUUCUAAAAGACUCAUUUAUGGAGUUGAAAAUUGAUGAACUUAUUCUGCAAGCACUGAAUCGACAGAGUGAAGGCAGCAUUCAAAGUCUGUAUGAUGCUAUUCGUGUUCUCCUAACACCUGAUGAUAACCGUGUUUUGGCUUCACAAGUUUUUGGUUAUGCAAGGAAAUUUGCGAACAUAGGAAUUGCAGAAGCUCUGGUGGCUUCAUUGCAGGCUGAGCUUAGCUCACCAAGUCUAGUGUCUGCUAGCAUUGCUUUAAAGGCUGUCGCAGUUAAUGAUGAAAUAUGUAGAUCCAUUUCUGAAAAUGGUGGAAUUGAUGCAUUGCUGCGAUGCAUUGAUGACAGUGGCGAACAAGGCAAUAAAAGUGUUGCUAGAGUUUUCUGUUCUUUGCUCUCUAAGUUGGCUGGAAGUGACACAAAUAAGAAUGUUAUCAUUGAGAAGGGAGGUUUGGACAGACUAAUCAAACUCUCAGCCAGAUUUUCCGAUGACCCUUCUGUCCUACAAGAGAUUAUGUCAAUUAUCUCUAUACUCUCCUUAAGAUCACCAGAAAGAGCAGCACGUGCAAUGGAAGCUGGGUCUGGAGACCUUGCCAUUCAAGCCAUGCAGAAGUUUGCAGCAGCACAACAAAUGCAGAAAAGUGCUUGUCUCAUGAUCCGUAAUCUUGUUGCUAGGAACCCUGAAAACAGAACUAUUCUGUUAAAUAACGGCGUGGAGAAGCAUAUAAGGAAGGCCAAACAAAACCAUGAGUUCUGUAAGGAGGCUGCUACUGAUGCUCUAAGGGAUCUGGGACUUGAUGACUACAACUCAUAAUUCUCUCACUUCCCAAUUUAGUUCUGUGGAUAGAAUUCUUUGCUAGGAGAUUUUUUUUCUCUACUUUUUUUUCCUUUUAAUUGAGAUGUGGGUGAUUUAGUCUGUUCCAGUACGCGCUCUACCUUGUUAUACCAAAAAAAAAAGAAAGAGGUUUCUGGUGUGACAAACAAUAACGGAAAAAGCAGAAAGAAAGACAGGAAAAAUCUAGUAUGGUCAUUGAUUGAUGUAUUAUUGUACACUGUUGAGAUUCUUUAUGUCUGCCCAACGGUGAAGUGUUUUAUUUUCGUGUCUAUUUGUGUUCAACUUCCCACCAACGCGAAUAAAUUUGGAAGACAUAAUCGUAUCCCACUGAGGCAGACAAUGGCUUUGCAACAAUUUUCGGCAAGUAAAACAUCUCACUCUGA